CCACUGAAUUUCCUGCAAUUGAUUUCUUUAGCUGACUUUUGGACCCUACAAGAAUACCCAAGCGCUUUACUACAGGUACGUUGAAACAUCAUUGAAGUUUGAACGAUCUCUAGGUUAAAUCUCGAGAAAAGAGUGUGUACAUGGUUGAGAACUAAUUUCCAACACUUGUUUUUGCCCUUCUAAUUACUUCACAAUACUGUAGUCUUUGGUCACCAGAUGAAUCAUUCUCGAUAAGGCGCAUCGUCUAUGAGGGAGGAAUGAACCGCGAGAACAAAAUUCCGGACGCAGAAAUUAUGUUUAAGGAUAAAGUUUUUGAGAUCAAUGAAGACAUUGUCUUUGAUGGUACCAGGAGUUCAGAUCCUGACGGAGACAAAUUAUCUUUCGCAUGGGAUUUUGGAGAUGGUGAUAGUUCUACAAGAGAAAUCAUAACCAAGUCUUACAAUACAACAGGGAAAUAUACGGUAAAACUCACCGUCAAGGACGAAAAUGGAUUUGAAGACUCAGCUUCCAAAACAAUUAUUGUUGGGACACCUCCGAAGCCAGUAAUUGUAUUUCCUAAAGAAGGUACCACAUUUGCUGUGAACGAUGACCAUUUUGUUUUAUUUGGUUAUGCUACUGAUGCCGCUGGAAAUUCGCUUUCGGACGAACAUCUAACCUGGGAGGUUCGUCAAGUGCAUAGUACGCACUACCAUCCAUUUCUCAUUGAAACUGUUGGAAAUGAAAUUCGCAUACCCCCAGCUCCGUCACCGGAAGAUUUCCAUGCUUCUACGAAUAGUUAUUUGAAAAUUCUCUUGACAGCUACUGACAGCGAUGGUCUAACCAGUACAACGACAAGGGACAUCAUGCCCAAGACGAAGAAACUGUAUUUUAAUACUGAUCCGCCAGGUCUUGAAUUGAUACUUGAUGGAUUCACUCUGAAGACGCCUGAUGAUGGCCCGCUAGAAGUAUUAAGUUGGAUCAAUCAUAACCUUGUCAUAGAUGUUGAAGAUCAGGGUGAAAUGGUAUUCGAUAGAUGGAAUAAUGGAAUCAGUUCUCGUCACAGCGAGGGCAAAGUGGAUGAUGUUUUUGGUGAUAGUGUUAACACAGCAAUAUUUUCAAAAUUGAACUCGUCUACCGCGUUCCCUGUGGAAGCAGAUGUACCUGUCGUAUCACUUACGCCUAUCGAAGGUGGCGAGGAGGCAGAGGAAACACACGGACCGAUAGGAGAAAAUGAGAAAGACCAAGUUAGUGAAACUACAACAGAAACCUCGACAAAAGAAGAGACAGCAGACGAAGAGCGGGAAACCAUCAAUGAAGACGAAUGCAACUCGAUUUGUAAGUGAUCUAUUAGAUGUCUUGUAUCAAAGCUUUUGACUCUGUCUUGUCUAACAUUUGUUGCACGGCAUAACUCUCUCUAUUUUUAGAUGACACGAUAUGUGAAGACAUCAAUUUGAUAGGUUUUUGUCAGGCAAUAACAGAUGCUGGAUUGAAAGAUGUUUUUGACGAAGGAGAAUGGACCAUCUUCGCACCUGAUGAUGCAGCCAUAAUGAAAGCUCCGGAAGAAUUCCAUAGUCUCAUUCGAGAUCAUAACACUACUGAUAUCGAACCGUUGAGAGAACAUAUACUAUACCACAGCUCACCAAAUAAGGAACUUCGGGAGGACGAUCUUAAGUGUGACGUUCGUACCAAUCUCGUGGAAAUGGGCAACGGGAGAUAUAGUCGAACUCUUUGUGAGGAUGACGUUCCUACUUUUCAGAAAGGAAGAGGUAAUACUGACGAAAAAUUGCCUCGAAUAAUUGAAUUUGACAUUCCAUCAUGCAACGGAGUGGUUCAUAUUGUAGAUCAGAUCCUAAUGCUAUAGUAGAAUUUGCCACUACAACUGUAAUUUUUUGUCAAAUCUACCCCAUAAAAGACACGAGGAAAGAAGACGAGGAGUCGUUCUUGUCAUAAUUUUGAUGAUGUAACACUCGUAAGGAUCUUUCCAUGAUCGGCUUUCCUUACUUUUCACUGGCAGUAUAGUUCUAUGUAAACUAGUAUUGUGAAUAGAAGAUAGACACAACA
Molecule: messenger RNA, 2040 nt
Organism: Pseudo-nitzschia multistriata
Lineage: Eukaryota; Bacillariophyta; Bacillariophyceae; Bacillariales; Bacillariaceae
Source: the annotation of a GenBank genome assembly